Molecule: messenger RNA, 663 nt
Organism: Clonostachys solani
Lineage: Eukaryota; Fungi; Ascomycota; Sordariomycetes; Hypocreales; Bionectriaceae
Source: the annotation of a GenBank genome assembly
AUGAGCAUGGAAGCCGACGAUCAAAUGUCUAAGGACCGGUCGUACGUCCCAGGACCGACUAUGCGUCCUAGGACCGGCUGUACGUCCCAGGACCAAUCAUACGUCCCAGGACCGACUAUACAUCCUAGGACCAGUCGUAUAUCCCAGGACCGGCUGUACGUCCUAGGACCAGCUAUACAUCCUAGGACCAAUCAUACGUCCCAGGACCGGUCGUGCGUCCUAGGACCGGUCGUGCGUCCCAGGACCGGUCGUGCGUCCCAGGACCGGUCGUAUGUCCCAGGACCGGCUGACCGGUCGUGCGUCCUAGGACCAGUCGUAUGUCCCAGGACCGACCAUGCGUCCCAGGCUAGGUCCCAGGACAGCUCUGUGGUCCCAGGACAGCUGGUGUGUACGCGGACGAUCAGUGUACGAGGACGGCCGCCAUGCGCCGAAGACUAUGUUGAAGGCAUCGCUAAUACUGGCCACAUCUACUUAUGCCUCGCCAAACUCCCUACACUACGUAACCCUAGCUUAAAACCUAUCUUUUCUAUCCCUAUUGAAGAGAUGGGCCGGAAUGGUGCCCUAAAGCAGAAUAUCGAUAAUCGCUACGCUGGUGUCGUUGUCGUCGUCCAGGCUCCACCAGGCUCCUUUAACUUCGCCGAUAUCCGCGCCGCCCUUUGCUGA